UACACAAUGUAACACUAACACAUGCUUUUUUAUUAAACUAUACACAUUUAAUGUUGUUAGUUGGAGACCUACGCAAAUAUAAAAGUCAACACAUCUACUAUUUUCCUUUUCAUAUCACAAAGCAAACUUGGCCUACUUGCUUAAAUAAACCCCACCAUCAAUAGAAAGAUUCAAGAACACACCUAACGAAAAAGAAGAACAACUCCUAUUUAUUUAUUUUUGUAACACAGAAGAAUAACUCUUAACUUUUUAUUUUCACCAUACCACCAUGUUUAGAGCCAUGAGCACCAGGAAAAUCCACGGCGGCUACGAGAAGCUCGGGGAAGAAGAACCGAAGUUGAAAAGGGGCACGAGCGUCCCGGCUAGUGUUUAUGGUGAUUCAAGAAACCCUGUUCAAGAGGUGAAGAAGACACCGACGGUGAAACCAACCGGUGGUUCUGUUCAUCCUUUGCUAAGUUUCUUCGACCUUCGUUCUCAGAAGAAUAAGAAUAAGAAGAAGACCAAGAAGAGUUCGGCGACGGCUAAACCAGAGUUUGCGAGGUAUAUGGAGUAUGUGAAGGAAGGAGGUGUGUGGGAUCCGAAUUCUAACGCACCUGUGAUUCAUUACAGAUAGAUUCGAUGAACAAAGACCUGUAUAUUUGCUUUCUAAAAAAUACGAAUAAAAAGAAAAAAAAAAACAGUUCUUGAUUCAUGUUUAAUGAAUUGACUAGGUGAUUUUCCCGUGCUCAUGCACGGGCUUAAAUAUUUA
Molecule: messenger RNA, 748 nt
Organism: Eruca vesicaria subsp. sativa (arugula)
Lineage: Eukaryota; Viridiplantae; Streptophyta; Magnoliopsida; Brassicales; Brassicaceae
Source: the annotation of a GenBank genome assembly